Messenger RNA from Myotis davidii, 2496 nucleotides. RefSeq names its product fibronectin type III domain containing 7 (gene FNDC7). Gene Ontology annotation, molecular function: protein binding. The record is from RefSeq and is a predicted model, not a curated record. The transcript is spliced from 13 exons. Bases 67 to 2268 code for a protein of 733 amino acids. NCBI's taxonomy places the organism in Eukaryota, Metazoa, Chordata, Mammalia, Chiroptera, Vespertilionidae.
CCUCCUGGGGACCAAAGAGGACCCCAUCUCUCCGUCGUGUGCCCUGUGAGUGCCGUGUCCAACACCAUGGAUGGCGGGCCCAAGAAAGGUUUGGCUUUGAUUGGAUUCAGUCUUCUCUGCUUUAAAAUGGUUGCUUCAGCAAAAACAGCUCCUGAAAUACCCACUAUUGACCAGGCAUACUCAAAAAUCAGCAACAGUAUCACCGUGGAAUGGGCUACCGUGCCAGGCGCCACCAGUUACCUCCUCACGGCCAAAGAUGGGGACACCGUCAUUGAAACCACGGUGGCCAAUUCCCCGGGCACUGUGACGGGCCUGAAGGCUGCCACCUUGUACCAAAUCACCGUCAGCUCCAUCAGUGCCGCGGGGCGGAGCCAGGCGUCACCUCCAACGCAGGCAAAGACAGUGUUGGCCGCACCGGUUCUAGAAGUGAGCUCUCCAAGUUCAGACUCCAUCCUCGUGCAGUGGGAAGCCGUAUAUAUGGCCACCGGGUUCUCCGUGUCCAUCAUGCGAGCCAAUGGUUUGGGUAGAAUAUGGAAGGAGAAUACCACAAACACCACCUUGACAUUCACCAGUUUAGACGCCGGGACGCUGUACACCAUCAAGGCCUAUGCGUGGAAUGCCAAUGGGACCCCUGGGGAUGACUCCACCUGCAACCAGAGAACGAGUCCCCGGGCUCCCGCCGACAUUCAAGUCUCUUUUGACAGCGGGGCUCUGGCCGCGUCGGUUUCCUGGGCCCCCACGGAAGGAGCCUCUAACUACACGGCGCUGGCUCGGAGCGACUCCUCCCAGCUGAGCUGCAGCACGGCCUCCAGCGGCUGCACCAUCUCCUCCCUCCGCUGCGGGACCGAGUACCUGAUCUCCGUGUCGGCCAGCAACGAUGCGGGGUCCAGCAGGUCGGCUUCGGCGGGGACCCUGAAAACCAUUGCUUGUGCACCUGGAAGAGUGAUGAUCCAAGAAGACCCCCCUGGCCACCUGUCUGUGUCUUGGUCCAACGUGGACCUGGGUGAUUACUACGUGGCCUUUGUGAAGAGUGAUGACGGCUUGGAAGUUCACUGCAACACCUCCCUCCCCCGGUGCGACUUCCCCUCUGAAUGCGGCUUCACUUACUUCAUCAGCGUCUUUGCCUAUAACAAGGCGGGGCAGAGCCCUUUGGGAGAUGUGUUCAAUUACACCACAGCUCCCUGUUGUCCUAGCGACAUUAACCCCGUGCUGGUGUCCAGCGACCGAGUGGAGAUGGUCUGGUCUCCCGUCCGGGGUGCCGAACUUUAUGAAACCAGGGCUGCCGACGGGUUCAAUGUGGUGGAAUGCAACGACACGGCCCCCGCGUGUACCCUCUCUGCCCUGGAGUGCGACACCAAGUACAACAUCACAGUGUAUUCCUUCAGCGAAGCCCGGGGCAGCAAUACCUCCUGUGCUUCCCGACUCAUCACCACCGCUCCUUGCAGUCCCGAAAUACAAAGCAUUUCGAAGGACGCCUUCUCCGCGAUCCACGUGCACUGGAGAUCCCGGAACCAGGGCGCCACCUACACCGUGACGGCGCAGGGAGAGGAGGGGCUGUAUCGGUGCAGCAGCUCGGGCCAGGCCUGUGCCCUGGGCGGCCUGCCCUGCGGCUCCCUGUUCUCCGUCACCGCGGUGGCCGAGACGCAGGCGGGACGGAGCCUGCCCAGCUACAGUGUCCCCCUGGAGACAGUGCCCUGCUGUCCAGCCGGCCUGACGGUGACUCAGGUCACCCAAUCAGUGGUCAACGUGAGCUGGACUGUUGGGACCGGGGCCCUCACCUACGUGACCGUCCUGGCGUCCCACACUGGACAGUCUCAGUGUCGCACCCAUCAAAACCACUGCCUCCUGGGAUGCAUCACAUGUGGCGUCAACUACACGGUGGCCUUAAAAGCCAUCAGCGCCACCGGGCUGACUGCAGAAUGCGCCUACCAACGCUACGCCUCCAGUGCCUGCUGCCCGCUGGGCGUGAAGCUGUACAGGCUGGGCCCUCACGGCAUCCGGGUGGACUGGCGAGCCGCCAGGGGCUCCGCCAACUACAGCACCGACCUCUACGGCUCCAAAGGCAUUUUCACCUGCUCCCCAAGCGCCGGCCUCAGUUUCUGUGACGUCACGGAGAUACCCUGCGGGGACGUGUAUACCGUGAUGGUCUCACCGGUGGCUGAGACGGGACUGAAGCUCACCUUCUGUCCCAAAAAAAUAUACUCAGUCACCUGCUCUGGAAGUACACUGGGAAUGGUGAUUUACAGAGGGAAGAGACAUGCAGAGUGACCGAGCGAGCGAGGCGCCGUGACAACGGAGGCUUGGCCUAGGUUGUCUCAAACGUUAGUGUGACUAGAGAUGGACAAGCUCCAUUAGCCUACACAAUGCAUCUAGCACAGGACUAGCUCUUUAGAAGAACAACUCUGACUCCGGAAGGCGAGGUCAGGAUCCCGGCCGGUGUGGCUCAGUGGUUGAGCGUCAACCUACGAACCAGGAGGGCACGGUUCCAUUCCCUGU